AUGGCGGCGGUGGCCGGAGCCGGGAGGGCGAGGGGGGCGAGCCUGGCGGCGGCCGUGCGGGCCGUCGCGGCGACGGCGCGCCCGGCGUCGAGCGCCGCUGCCGCGGCGGGGGUGAGCGUGGCGGCGGUCGUCCUCAAGGGGAAUGACACGCCAUUCGGGUCGGUCGGGUGGUGGGCGUACGCCGGCAUCUCCUGCUUCCUGGUGCUCUUCGCCGGGAUCAUGUCGGGGCUCACCCUCGGGCUCAUGUCGCUCGGCCUCGUCGAGCUCGAGAUCCUCCAGCGCAGCGGCACCGACUCCGAGAAGGCGCAGGCUGCUACUAUCCUUCCAGUUGUUCAAAAGCAGCACCAACUUCUUGUCACCCUGCUACUGUGUAAUGCUGUUGCCAUGGAGGCUCUUCCUAUAUUCCUUGACAGGAUUUUUCAUCCUGUUGUCGCUGUUGUCUUGUCAGUGACAUUUGUUCUUGCUUUUGGAGAGGUUAUACCACAAGCAAUCUGUACUAGGUAUGGGUUGGCGGUGGGUGCUAACUUUGUAUGGCUUGUACGUAUCCUCAUGAUCAUGUGCUAUCCUAUUGCAUACCCUAUUGGGAAGCUCCUAGACUGCGCUCUUGGGCAUAAUGAAUCUGCACUCUUUAGGCGAGCUCAACUGAAAGCUCUUGUUUCUAUACACAGCAAAGAGGCUGGUAAGGGUGGGGAGCUUACCCACGAUGAGACUACAAUCAUAAGUGGAGCUUUGGACUUGACUGAAAAGACUGCUCAAGAAGCUAUGACACCUAUCGAAUCAACUUUCUCACUAGACGUGGACUCCAAAUUGGAUUGGGAAGCAAUUGGUAAAAUUCUUGCCCGGGGCCACAGCCGUGUGCCCGUGUACUCAGGAAACCCUAGAAAUGUUAUUGGCCUCCUGUUGGUGAAAAGUCUUCUGACAGUUCGUGCUGAAACAGAGACACCAGUUAGUGCGGUUUCCAUUCGAAGGAUUCCGAGGGUUCCGGCGGACAUGCCUUUGUAUGACAUAUUGAACGAGUUUCAGAAAGGGAGUAGCCAUAUGGCUGCUGUUGUGAAGGCUAGACCAAAGAAUCCUCCAGCCGACACAACUGAACCAAACAUGGAAGCAGCUGGGGCAACACAGCUGGCUGCACCCUUACUAUCCAAUGCUGAAGAAAGGGCGGAAAGUGUGGUUGUCGACAUUGAAGCACCGCAUAGCAGGCAGACUAAUGGAAACAAACACCACUCUGUGCAGCAAAACGAUAAGCCAUCGAAUGGAGUGGGUCGUUCAUCAGAGGACAUAGAGGAAGGCGAGGUCAUUGGUAUCAUCACACUUGAAGAUGUAUUUGAAGAACUCUUGCAGGAAGAGAUAGUGGAUGAAACCGACGAAUAUGUUGAUGUUCAUAAAAGGAUCCGGGUAGCUGCUGCUGCUGCCGCGUCAUCAGUUGCAAGGGCUCCAUCAGUUAGAAGAUUAACUGCUCAAAAGGCUUCCGGAGCGCAGAGCCGGCAAGGGCAGGCUGGACAGCCUGCUGGAAUUUUGAAAAAGCCUGCUACUGAAGGUGAUUCAAACCCAUCAAAACAGGUGAACCUUGUCGAACCUCUGCUGGAAAAUAGGAGGUAA
This is a messenger RNA of Triticum turgidum subsp. durum (durum wheat), 1599 nucleotides long. The record is from the annotation of a GenBank genome assembly. NCBI's taxonomy places the organism in Eukaryota, Viridiplantae, Streptophyta, Magnoliopsida, Poales, Poaceae.